Messenger RNA from Protopterus annectens (West African lungfish), 5559 nucleotides. Its product is annotated as protein mono-ADP-ribosyltransferase PARP12-like. The transcript is spliced from 12 exons. The record is from RefSeq and is a predicted model, not a curated record. Gene Ontology annotation, molecular function: metal ion binding; NAD+ poly-ADP-ribosyltransferase activity. Lineage: Eukaryota; Metazoa; Chordata; Ceratodontiformes; Protopteridae. The coding region runs from base 194 to 2353 and encodes 719 amino acids.
GAUAAACUGUAAAUGCAUUUAUGAGGACUGUCGAUGUAUUGCAUGUUGCGGCAGUCGGCAUCUUCUUCGCUCUUAAGUUUCGGUUUCAUUUCUGGAAGGAACUGAGUGGGAAUUACUUUGUAAACAGUUGGGGAAUCUUGAGCGAGAAGACAUUAGUUCCAGUCAGAUCACACUUUGCCGUCUGAUUUACAAAAUGACAGCUAGCCCUCUGUCUAAGUAUGUUUUGAAAGUACUAUGCACGAACCAUGGCUCUUUGGACUAUAGCGAUCUGUGUCAGAAAAUAAGGGACCAGUUUAGGUUACCAGAUGACCGGGUGAUAGGGCUGCCUAAUGAUGGUCGAUUCAUGGUGAUUGAGGGAAAAGUGGCUUCCUCGUACGACAAUCCUUUACCUAAAAACAGCAGAAGAGUGUUAGCUGUAACUACUCUCCGCCUUUGUAAACGUUUUUAUUCUAAAGAUGGCUGCCUGGAUACACGGUGUCAUAAUUUACAUUUAUGUCGGUUUUUCGUUUACGGGAUUUGUAAGUUUGACAAGGGAAGGGUAAGAUGCAAUUAUUCACAUGAAUUCCAUUCCAAACAUAAUGCUGCUCUUUUAAAAGCUAAUGACCUUUCAGAACUGGACGACGAUGAUCUGAGAGUGCUGUUGCUUCAAAAUGAUCCAUCAGUAUUGCCUGUGGCAUGUCAACAUUACAACAAAGGAAUGGGAUAUUAUGGAUCUUGCACUUUCAAAGAAAAAUGUAGCAAACUUCAUAUCUGUCAGCACUUUCUGCAUGGAGCCUGUAAAUAUGGUGACAAGUGUAAGAGGUUCCACUAUUUGGACAGGAAUGCAAUUAACAUGCUGGAAGAGCAGGGACUUGGACCUACGUUGAUAGUCAAUCUGCUGACAAUAUAUCAGAAUAAUUAUGAAAUUAAUAAUCCUAAACGUGCUGAAUCUAAAGAUGUGAUGCCAUCCAUUCAGCAGCUAUCUAUAAAGUCCAGCACUGAGUCAGACAAUGAAGAAAUCUGUUUGUACCACAUCACUAAAUUCUGUAGCUUUAAAGAAAAGUGUGUUAAGAAUCAUUAUUCUUUACCGUAUCGAUGGCAGGUCUUUAAGGACAGUAAAUGGGAAGAUUUAACUAAUGAUGAGCAGAUUGAAAAUGAAUAUUGUGAUCCAAACAAUAAUGGAAGUGCUACAUCAUACAUUGAUUUUCAGAAGAUGACUUGUGACUCUUAUCGAGUCAGACGUUUAUCCACUUCAUCUUCUGUCACUAAACCUCCACAUUUCAUUUUGACAACAGUUUGGAUCUGGUACUGGAAAGAUGAAUUUAAUAAAUGGAUUGAAUAUGGUAGCCAGGCUGAAAAACACCAUGCGUCAACAGUCUCCAGCUCUGAUUUAGAGAAAGCUUACCAGGAAAAUGAUGAUGGUAUCUUGUCAUUUCAAGCUGGAAAGUACGAGUAUGAACUUCGCUUCAAAGAAACGGUACAAGAGAAUAAACAGAUCAAAACUCAGAGGGAAGUACGACGGAGACCCAAGUUUGUCUCUGCACAGGAUAUGGAAAUUAUAAAAACAAGAGGAGCCACUUCAGUGAGGACAGUACCUGCCAACUGGGACAGCUCAGCAGUGAGUGAAGUAGGAUACAAGCUUAUCACAUUGCCUGCAUCCUCAGAAGAAUACAGUAAAGUAACUAAACUUUUCCAGCAGACUAUGCAUACCAGAACCAUCAAGAAAAUAUUAAGGAUUCAGAACAUUUCCCUUUGGGAGGUUUUCCAAUGGCAAAAGGAGCAAAUGAAGAAACGUAAUAGUGGAAAGGAUGUAGAUGAAAGGUUACUGUUUCAUGGUACUGAGAAAUCUAUCGUAGAUGCCAUAUGUCAGCAGAACUUUGACUGGAGGAUCUGUGGAACUCAUGGGACACUUUAUGGGAAAGGAAGUUACUUUGCAAGGGAUGCUUCUUACUCUGAAAAAUAUUCCAGCUCAAGUUCAAGCUCCAGGAUCAUGUUUGUAGCUCGAGUGUUGGUGGGCCAGUUUGCAAAAGGGUCAGAAAAUUAUCUGCGUCCUCCAUCCAAAGAUGGCACACCCAGCAAUUUGUAUGACAGUUGUGUAGACAGUAAAUCCAAUCCAUCUAUCUUUGUUAUCUUUGAAAAGCACCAGAUUUAUCCAGAGUACCUGAUUAAGUACUGUGACGAUGCUACUGCAUCUCAGGUUCAUAUUCCAAGGUCCAGUAUUACUCAACCAUUAGGACCCUCCCUUCGCACAUCUCAUAUCUCUGGCAGAUCUUCUGCUACCAGUUAUCUCAGUGCUGGAACUUCCAGAACACAGACUGGUUCUAGUGCUGUUAAACCUGAUUGGAUUUCUCUUUUAAAUAAGUAUCGGAGAUAAUAGUUAUAUUUUAAAAGCAUAAUUUCACAAGUUUCCAUAUGUUCAAAAUAUUGUUCUUGAGAAAAUUUAUCAGAUUACUUGUACAAUUUUUACUGCAUUAAUGGAAUUACGAAUCAUUUUCAAGUCUAUCGUAAACAUUAUUUGAUCACGUCUGUAAAGUACAGCACUACUAACUAUUAUAAUAAGUGUUUUGUAAUAUAAUGGGCAAAACUAACAAAAUGAAUACAGAACUGAAUAGAAGAAAGUAGUAUUUCCAUGCAUGUGGAUAUGUCAGAUAGAAUUAAAUCCCAUUACAUCUCAUUUGGUACCUGUGCCAUGAAUUACAGUCAUUUUCAAAAGUUGCAAUAGUGUAGAGACACCUAGAAAAUGAAAAUGUUAUUCGUUUUAAGGACAUUAGUCAUUUUGAGUGGUAUUUCCAAAAAGAGAGAGAGAGAGAAAUGUGACUUAUGUAUGUAUGUGUAAUCACUUGAUGCCCCUUCCCCUACAUUUGUCAUUGUCACGUUCUGAGAUGAUGCAGGCUCUUUGGGGAUGUCUGUACACUUGUCUGGGCAUUGCCCUGCUUUCACUGCCACUGCAUUCUUAGUGCAAGUUAUCAUUGCAGUAGCCAGAGGUUAACCUGAUCACAGAAUCAUUUACACUCCAGGGGAGUAGAGGUACCAUGUCUGAGAGUUUUGCCUGCAAAAAAAUAUGUUUUGUAACACAUCAGUGUUAAUCAUUAUAUUUUGAAACUAGAGAUGGGGGAUUGUUAAUCCUGGUGAAUAAACAUAAUUAAACUGCAAUGUCUUUUAGAAUGUGGGACAAGAAAUGUCAAUGAGCGCACAUUAUUCAAAAUGUUAAACUUUCAGAUUCAGUCUACUGAAUAAUCAGGACUAAAUUUCAAGGGUCACAUAUUCACUACUAGACAGAGGAUGACAGGAGAAUAGUAGACAGAUGUUAUGUUUAGCAUGGGAGAUGCAUCUGAUGAUAUUGUUGUUCAGGUAAUGUGCAGUGAUUUCACCUUUCAAAAUGAGAAGGCCUCCUUUUCAUCUGUGCUGAGUUAGUUGUUUCAUUUAUAUGUAUUUCUGCCUUUGAUUUUGUUUAAAAAUGGGUAGAACAUGACGAUAUGCAAAGCAGGAACAUUUUUGCUGAAUUCUGCAGUAAACUGAUUAAUAGGAAUGUUGUGUGAACGGCAAGUUUACUUUCAAUUCAUUUCUUUCUUGGAAGCACUGCUACUGUAUGGUGUAUUUUAUCACUUCAUACACUGCCAGAACUACCAUCAGUGAAAAUCUGGUCAGAAUAUCUGUUGGUGUAUCUGUUUGUGAAGUAUGCAGAUUUGGAUCAGGGUAUCUUACAUGUCCAAAAUUAUCCUAUUUGCACCCAGCAGUGCUUGUUUGUAAACCCCACAUUCUUUAAGUAAGUCUUUAAUGGAUAUGAUUUAACAAAAGCUAUUAUAAAUAUCCAGGUAAAAAGAACUUGUUAAAUAUAUUACCAUAUGCAAAAUUCUAAAUGUUUCAGGUUUCAGGCACUUGAAAUUUAAACUGCAUUCUGCCCCAAUGGCAGCAGAGUAUGAGGCAACAUGUCAUUGCAGAGCACUGUUGUUAGGUGUUAUCUGAAAUACUGUAUCCAGUUCUGAGAUUCUGGUCUCUAGGAGAAUCCAGAGAGGGAAUAGGAAUGUGGGACAGCCUGACAGCACAGUGAGUUUAGGCUAUGACUGAUCAAGGUGAUUUGUCCUGGAAUGUGAUGAAUAAAUAAAGUUGUUAAAAAUUAUGUUUUGUCCUAGGUUUGAGUCCCGUAGUUUCCAUCUGCAUACUUGUUACUCUUGACAAAACGAGUAACCUGACAGUGCACAUUUAAGUAAAACUACCAAAGGAAGAAAAGCAGUUUUGAAGUAAAUAUUCUUAAUGUGUUUCAGGGUUGUCAGACAUCCCAAUUUGAGCGGCACUGUCCCGAGUUCAAAUCCUGACUUUGGUCACUCGUGCCAACCUUUUUUCUUUUUCUUAGUCACUUGUCCCAACCAGUGAUUUUAGAAAUCUGACAACUUGACAACAUGAACUGAUCAACCAAGCUACCAAUAUGGCAGUCAUAUGCCACGCUGGAGAAUCUGCAGUUUGUGAACUCUUCCUGCCUCAACACCCCCAAACUCUAACUGCUCACAUCCAUGUCACCCCAUGCAGUUUGACAUUACCUGCCUCUUGUUCAUCCGCCACACAUCGUAAAAAAAUGAAAAGCAAACAUUUUUGAAACGUGAUAAUACUAACAGGGUAAGAAAACUAUAAUAACUAAUCCAUCCAGUCAAAAGAGGGAAGAUAAAAUGAACUAGACAUGACAUUCUCCUUCCCAUUCUGCUGAGUUCCAGUGUACCUCCUCUUUCAGUUAGCACUCAGCUUUGUAAAGCUGAGUGUUAUUGAGUGUCAAAAAUAGGAAGUUUUGUAGUGACAGUGUGAAAAGAGUCUGUUUAUAUUCAUGGUUUUCUUAUUUAAGUUGUAAUUGGGUUGGAUUACUUUUAGUCAUUCAGGAUACAACAAUGGUUCAUUGGUGUACUGUUGGAUUUAGUAAGGAGAAGGCAGAAAAACAAGACUUCUUGAAGAGUAGCCAAGGAUCAUAACCAUCAAGAGUGAUUCAUCCACUAGUAUGAUAAGUACACUGACUUGAGCUUUUUAAGAACUACACAGUGUUCAACAUUUAGGGCUUAACCAUUUUUGGAUCACAUUACAAAUAAGUUGCUUAAGUUAUCUUAUAGUAUGAUUUAAGCGUUGACGAAAACCGUGUAUUUUUGAAUAAUGUAAAAGUAAUGCAUUUUUUCAGAAGCAAUAAUUUAAACUCCUUAAGGACUACUGAAAAAUGUAUAUGUGUAUAUCUUUUUCUUGCAAUGAUGAUAUGCAUUAUGCAAGCCUGCCAGUAGUGUAGAAAUUAAUUAUUGCUACUUUUAUUACUACUUCUUCCCUGUAAUACAUUUUGAGGGCAUUGCUAGAAACAUUGUAAUGCCUUUGUUAAAUUACUGUCCCUUUCACUUAAAAUGGAAGUAAUGAGAACAACUCUACCUGUAAUAGCAUAUACUAUUACUGUUUAAGUUUAUGUGUGUUAUCUACUACCAACAUUUGUUGCUUAUGUUUUGUCUUAGCAUUGUGCUUUUGUGCAUAGGUCAUGGGUGGUAGAAAAAGGGUCAGCACAGCAGUUUACUUAUUCUGUUAUCAAAUUGUUAAAUAAAUAAUUACUGUAAAGUUUGA